Molecule: messenger RNA, 2337 nt
Organism: Physcomitrium patens
Lineage: Eukaryota; Viridiplantae; Streptophyta; Bryopsida; Funariales; Funariaceae
Biological process (GO): negative regulation of translational elongation
Molecular function (GO): ATP hydrolysis activity; ATP binding
Source: RefSeq, a predicted model, not a curated record
UGGUUCCUCCGUUGCUUCAGUUCCUUACAGCUUGCUGCAGGGGGUGGUAGCGAUGGCAGCUAAGUGCACGACGAUGGCAGCAGCAACGCAAUCAGCGUUUCUGUUAGCGCACUCUUCUUCCUCUAGUCUGUCAUCUCGUGUUGCGAUUUUUCCGCUGCAGUUGAAUUUUGUGACGAAGGUCUCCUCGGGUGAUAGCCAAUUAUGUCCGGAGAGAAGGAUUGGUGGAAAUGCGACCUUCUCCGGAGGUCGUCACGGGUUAUCGGUGGUCGCAAUGGCGAAGAAGGGGAAGAAGAGUGGCGGAGGCAGCGUUGUGCAAAAGGAGCGGACUCCUAGUAGCGAAGGAGGCGCCAAAGAGACUGCGUAUGCUAAUGAGACCAGAAAAAUUAUUCUCAGCGUUCAUAAGCUCAAGAAGGUGACGCCCAUGGGGAAGGAGCUUCUCAAGAACAUUAGUCUGGGGAUGUACUAUGGGGCCAAGAUUGGUGUUCUCGGACCCAAUGGUGCUGGAAAAUCGACGCUGAUGAAAAUUCUUGCGGGAGUAGAUAAGACUUUUGACGGAGAUUUGUACUUGGAACCCGGAAUCAAAGUGGGCUAUCUUUCACAGGAGCCAGAGUUGAAGGAUGGGUUAACUGUGAUGGAGAAUAUUGAGCCUGCGUUAGCUGAGACACGCAAGCUUCUCGCAGAUUUUGAGAAGGUUAGCACCGACAUGGCCAAUCCAGAUGCGGACAUGGACAAGCUCAUGGUCAAAAUGGAGCAACUGCAGAAUGCCCUUGAUGCUUGCAAUGGUUGGGAGCUAGAGCGACAACUUGAGCGCGCAUUGAAUGCCCUAAGGUGCCCUCCUGGUGAUGCUUUAAUUUCAAACUUAAGUGGUGGCGAACUUCGCCGAGUUGCUCUGUGUCGCCUCCUGCUUCAGACCCCAGACAUAUUGUUACUCGACGAGCCUACAAAUCAUCUGGAUGCGGAGGCAGUGGCUUGGCUGGAGCGAUACUUGGCUGAGUUCAAAGGGACGGUUGUUGCAAUUACCCACGAUCGCUACUUCCUUGAUAAUGUGGCUGGUUGGAUUCUAGAGCUUGACAGGGGACAGGGCAUUCCUUUUGAAGGAAAUUACUCAUCUUGGCUUGAUUCGAAGGCGAAACGCAUGGAAUCAGAAUCCAAGCAACAAUCAUCACUGCAGCGCAAUAUUCAACGUGAGUUGGAAUGGAUUCGUACGAAUGCAAAGGGACAGCAGAAGAAGGGCAAGGCAAGAGAACGAGCCUACGAAGAACUCUUACAGAAGGCUAGCGAGUAUCAGAAGGCGGAGAAGUUGGAAUCAAUGUUUAUGCCUCCAGGACCUCGUCUUGGUAAUGUAGUCGUUGAAGCCCAGAGCCUCCAGAAAGGCUUCGAUGGACGCCUGCUUAUUAACGGCCUCUCAUUCAGCCUACCCCCUGGAGGUGUGGUGGGAGUGAUCGGAGGCAAUGGCGCCGGCAAAUCAACCCUUUUCAAAAUGAUUUUAGGCCAGGAUAGUCCCGAUGGAGGGGAACUAAGAGUAGGAGAAACGGUGGCUCCCCUAUACAUUGACCAGUCAAGAGAAUCGCUUGAUCCAGAGAAAUCUGUCUUCGAAGAGAUUACCGAUGGGCAGGAGGAGAUUUUCAUAGGUGAAAGGAAGGUCAAUGGAAGGGCAUACUGCUCGUGGUUUAAUUUCAAAUCGGGAGAUCAACAGAAGAAGGUCGGCAUGCUUUCAGGCGGAGAACGCAAUCGAUUACAACUUGCAAAGGUCAUGAAGAAGGAAGGCAACCUUUUGUUGCUGGAUGAGCCAACAAACGACUUGGAUGUAGAUACCCUUCGAGCUCUGGAGGAUGCCAUUCAGGAUUUUGCAGGCUGUGCUGUUGUCAUUUCCCACGACCGCUGGUUCUUAGAUCGACUUGCCACUCACAUCUUAGCUUUUGAAGGAGACUCGCAGGUGUACUAUUACCAGGGCUCUUAUACCGAGUAUGAAGCCGAUCGGAGAAAGAGGCUAGGGAACAAGGAGCCAACAAGGAUGAAAUAUGCUACGCUGGCCUGAGUUUUUCAAACCUCAUAAAUACCUGUAGCUUCAGGAACAUCUGAAACUAAAGCAACACACGGCAUAGGUGUCUAACCCUUUAUGUGUUGAUAUCCUUUGUUGGAAGCCGAGUAUUGAAUACCAAGGUCAUGGCAAUUAUGCUGCUACGUGAAUGGAACGAAGAGUAAGUAGAAUCAUUCCAUUCCCAAAUUUUAUGUAAGAAAUUAUCGUAUCACAAAUUAAAGGAGAAUGAACGGCAGCCUGAAUGUAUCUGCUUCUUCUGCUGUUACAUUCAACCAAUUGAUUUUGUCCAGCAGGUU